AUGUAUGUUAUGUUAGACUCGAUAAUUGACCAACGGAGGAGUGGGGAAACCAUAAAACAAGAUUUCUUGCAAUCCCUGGUGAAGAAGCAUGGCAAAGAUGCACCAGAAGGAGAUGAUGAUGACAAACUCACAGAUAAACAACUUAAGGAUAACAUAUUGACGCUUCUAGUUGCAGGCCACGAUACUACAACUGCUGCUUUAACAUGGCUCCUCAAAUUUCUUCAAGAAAAUCCUGCUGUAUUGGAACGACUAAGAGAGGAGCAUAGAGAAAUCCAAGCUCGAAAACAAGGCACAUUAGAUCUCACCUGGUCUGAAGUCAACAAUAUGCCUUACACCGCCAAAGUAAUCAGUGAAACACUUCGAAUGGCCACAAUCCUUCCGUGGUUUUCAAGAAAAGCAGCACAAGAUUUUGAGAUUGAGGGGUGCAAAAUCAAGAAGGGAUGGUCACUUAACUUGGAUGUAGUGUCUAUUCAUCGCGACCCCAAAAUAUUUCCUAAUCCGGAAAAGUUUGAUCCUUCAAGAUUUGAUGAUCCUCUAAAACCUUUCAGCUUCCUUGGAUUUGGAAGCGGACCACGCAUGUGUCCUGGAAUCAACUUAGCCAAACUGGAAAUUUCUGUCUUUCUUCAUCAUCUUGUCUGCAGAUACAAAUGGACACCAUUAGACACAGAUGACUCCGUCCAGCCAACACUUGUUAGGAUGCUGAAGAACAAGUAUCCUGUCAUGGUUGAGACACUUUAG
Messenger RNA from Solanum tuberosum (potato), 738 nucleotides. Its product is annotated as abscisic acid 8'-hydroxylase 3-like. NCBI's taxonomy places the organism in Eukaryota, Viridiplantae, Streptophyta, Magnoliopsida, Solanales, Solanaceae. Gene Ontology annotation, biological process: sterol metabolic process; brassinosteroid biosynthetic process; brassinosteroid homeostasis. Bases 1 to 738 code for a protein of 245 amino acids. Gene Ontology annotation, molecular function: oxidoreductase activity, acting on paired donors, with incorporation or reduction of molecular oxygen; monooxygenase activity; iron ion binding. The record is from RefSeq and is a predicted model, not a curated record. The transcript is spliced from 6 exons.